AUGGCAGCACAGAAGGCCAAGAAGCAAGCCGAGAAAACCGAUCGGGCCGGCUUUUUUGCGACCCGAGCGUCGACGCCAAAAUUGAUGGGCCUAGCUGACCAGGGACAAGAUGGCGACGGAGGUAAUGACACACUGCCACUACCAACAUCCCCAGGCACACAAAACCUGCCAGUUACCCAAGACUUCCUACAGAAGUGUCUAGACACCAUGUCCAGCAGGAUUCUUGAAACCCUGCAAGGUACACUAGGAGAAGUGAAAAGGGAGAUGCAGGAGCUGGGGGACAGGACUGCACAAGUGGAGAACCGUGUGGAAGAACAAGCCACUGUGCAUAAUGUUAUGGCAGAACAAGUACAAGAGCUGCAACAACAACUUGACACCACGCAGAGGAAGGUCAUGGACCUAGAGGACCGUUCGAGACGGCAGAACCUUAGAAUCAGAGGCAUCUCUGAGGAGGUAAAGCAGCAAGAUCUACAUGAAUACCUAAUAAGGGCUGAUAUUUUACUGCUGGAUAGAUAUCACAGAGUGACACCCCCAGAGAUGUGGCUAAAGAAGCACUACAAAAUGCUACCCUCCGCUUAUACAGUAUAGAUGGGGAUUCCCUAUCCGCCUCCUAA
Messenger RNA from Pelobates cultripes (western spadefoot toad), 614 nucleotides. The record is from the annotation of a GenBank genome assembly. NCBI's taxonomy places the organism in Eukaryota, Metazoa, Chordata, Amphibia, Anura, Pelobatidae.